AUGUCGCUCGUGCCGCCGGACCCGUCGAUGAACUUCGCGCACAUCUUGCGUCUGCUGAACACUAACGUGGACGGCAAGCGCAAGAUCCAGUACGCCCUGACUGAAAUUAAGGGUGUGGGUCGUCGCUACGCUAACAUUGUCUGCAAGAAGGCUGAUGUCGAUCUGGCCAAGCGUGCCGGUGAACUCAACUCGGAUGAGCUUGAGCGCAUUGUCAACAUCCUGCAGUCACCUCAGGAGUUCAAGAUUCCCACCUGGUUCCUUAACCGGCAGAAGGACUUCACCACCGGCAAGGACUCGCAGGUUCUGUCGAACAACGUCGAGGCUAAGCUGCGUGAUGACCUGGAGCGCCUGAAGAAGAUCCGUGCCCACCGUGGUCUGCGUCACUACUGGGAGCUCCGUGCCCGUGGUCAGCACACACGCACGACUGGUCGUCGUGGUCGUACUGUUGCCAACAAGAAGAAGUAA
This is a messenger RNA of Malassezia sympodialis ATCC 42132, 465 nucleotides long. RefSeq names its product 40S ribosomal protein uS13 (gene RPS18B). The record is from RefSeq and is a predicted model, not a curated record. Gene Ontology annotation, molecular function: RNA binding; structural constituent of ribosome. Lineage: Eukaryota; Fungi; Basidiomycota; Malasseziomycetes; Malasseziales; Malasseziaceae. Gene Ontology annotation, cellular component: cytosol; small ribosomal subunit; ribosome. Gene Ontology annotation, biological process: translation.